AUGUUGACUUCCUUCCUCUUCUACCCAUCGCUUGGGUAUAACUUGCUGCGCAAUCGGCUGCAACCGGAUAAAUGGGCCUGGUAUAAUCGAAUCGACGAUGGGUUAGUGCUCGGAGCAAUGCCUUUCAAAUCAAUGAGGGAAGAGCUUGUAAAUAAAGAGAACAUUGGCGGCGUGGUAUGCUGCACAGAGCCCUACGAGCUCAAGGCGGCUUGGAGUGCAAUGAAUGCAGAGGACUGGAAGGAGCACGGAGUCCGGUUCCAUGCCAUCCCUAUGCAUGAUUUUGUUGGGACUGCUGCACGUCCAGAAUUGAUCGAGGCGGUCGCUUUUAUGAAUGAUGUCAACAAUAGCGGCAAGUCAGUAUACGUACAUUGCAAGGCUGGCCGAAUGCGCUCUGUUACCGUGGCCACUUGUUAUGUGAUGCAAAAGAAGAACUGGCUCCCGAAUGUGGCCUUUGAAUUCAUCAAAACGCAUCGGCCGCAGGUAAUUGUCCUUGCCGCAAAAGUUAUCAAGAAU
This is a messenger RNA of Mesorhabditis spiculigera, 513 nucleotides long. Lineage: Eukaryota; Metazoa; Nematoda; Chromadorea; Rhabditida; Rhabditidae. The record is from the annotation of a GenBank genome assembly.